CUGCUUUGAUAACUAAAUUUACAAGUUUAAUAUAUACAAAAUCCUAAAAAAAAUCACGUAAUGUCCCUCUAUUUCACACUUCAUAAAUUAUAUAUUUAACAAUCUAUUACACAAUGGCGAUUUAGGAGUCACUCAAUGCUUCCAAAUUCGAUGUGCGAUGGAUAUAACCUAUGAAAUAUUGUUUGAUCAGACUAUGUAAUGUUUCUAGAGAUAACUUAUAAUGACUACGUUAGAAAAUAGAGGUUCCCAGUGUACAGAAUAUGCUAACCCCGUGUCGGAGACACCGUCGAAUGAGUCCCAACAAAGACAUUGUUGGGUCUGUUUUGCUACCGAAGAGGAUGAUGCAAACGCAAACUGGGUACAGCCUUGCCAUUGUAAAGGAACAUCAAAAUGGGUGCAUCAAUCUUGUUUACAACGAUGGGUAGAUGAAAAACAAAAAGACAACAGCUUUGGCAGAGUACAUUGCCCACAAUGCCAAACAGAGUACAUAAUAGUUUUUCCUCCAGUUGGCAUGAUUGUACUUAUUCUGGACGGAAUAGAAAUGUUGACAAAGAAGUUGAGUCCAUUUCUAGCUGCAGGCAUUGUUGUUGGAUCAGUUUACUGGACUGCUGUGACAUACGGAGCCAUCACGGUGAUGCAGGUAGUAGGACACAAAGAAGGAAUGGCUUUGAUGGAAUUGCAAGAUCCGUUGGUUUUAUUGGUCGGUUUACCAGCUAUUCCAAUUGGUUUAGUUUUAGGUAAAAUGCUCAGGUGGGAAGAUUCUGUAUUAACCUUUAUAAGACGUAAAAGACAUAUUGUGAGAAAAAUUCCCCUGCUUAGAAAUAUCCUGCCAACGGAAUCAGAUUCAGUAGUGAAUCUUGCUGAAAGUGACAUUCCACCCUUAUCAGACCCUGUCUCUGCUACUAGAGUCCUGUGUGGGGCACUAGUUCUACCAACAAUAGCUGUCUUGGUUGGCAGAGUUUUAUUUGAAUCAAUUGAAAGCAAUUUCCAACGCACACUACUCGGUGGAGUAGCUUUUAUAGCUUUUAAAGGAGUGUUGAAAAUAUUUCAUAGACAACAAUUAAUUGUACGAAAGAGCAAACGUAAAAUUAUGGACUACACAGAUGAAAAUAUUGCACAGUUUGGAAACAGAAGUCAAUAUGGGGGACUCAGUGCUAAUAACUCGAGUGAAAUGCUUUAAGGGAUAACGAUAAUAGAUUUAUUUGAAUUGCACUGAUAGGAAUAGAUAUACAAAUGAAUAUGCUAUAUUGUUAUGAGAUGGCUUGUAUUUUAUAAAUAUUUUUUCUAAAUCCAUUGUUAAUAGAUUAGUUAAAGAAACUCAUUCGACACUAUCUAUAUCUAUAUA
Molecule: messenger RNA, 1345 nt
Organism: Ctenocephalides felis (cat flea)
Lineage: Eukaryota; Metazoa; Arthropoda; Insecta; Siphonaptera; Pulicidae
Product: E3 ubiquitin-protein ligase MARCH5-like
Exons: 5
Coding region: 221-1180 (319 amino acids)
Molecular function (GO): zinc ion binding
Source: RefSeq, a predicted model, not a curated record